CAGUGCACAGCCAGCCACAGAGGGGGCGGAGCGUGCUGCGAAUAAGACGACCGUGACGUGCUGGGCCGAAACGGAACGACCGACCGACGGGAUCAUGAAGCCCGCUGUGGACGAGAUGUUCCCCGAGGGAGCUGGGCCCUACGUAGACCUGGAUGAGGCGGGGGGCAGCACGGGCCUGCUGAUGGACCUGGCAGCCAAUGAGAAGGCCGUCCAUGCAGAUUUCUUUAAUG
Molecule: messenger RNA, 230 nt
Organism: Gracilinanus agilis (Agile Gracile Mouse Opossum)
Lineage: Eukaryota; Metazoa; Chordata; Mammalia; Didelphimorphia; Didelphidae
Gene: COPS9
Product: COP9 signalosome subunit 9
Exons: 2
Biological process (GO): negative regulation of protein neddylation
Source: RefSeq, a predicted model, not a curated record